This is a messenger RNA of Ostrea edulis (European flat oyster), 3219 nucleotides long. RefSeq names its product PAX-interacting protein 1-like. The coding region runs from base 78 to 2789 and encodes 903 amino acids. Gene Ontology annotation, cellular component: MLL3/4 complex. The transcript is spliced from 21 exons. The record is from RefSeq and is a predicted model, not a curated record. Lineage: Eukaryota; Metazoa; Mollusca; Bivalvia; Ostreida; Ostreidae.
CAUAUAUUAGACAGAGAAUUCAUUGUUAGCGGGAAAGGAAGAUGUAAUUUUUGCGAGAAUCACUUUGUGAUCUAGCCAUGGCUAGUCAAGAAUCUGAUGAGCCACUUUUCAAGGAUGUCACGUACUAUAUAGUAGGUGACAUAGACUCAGAGGUCAUAGAUUUACUCAAUGAUGGAGGUGCUAAAAAGGACUCGUACCUUAGUGAGAUGGUUAGCCAUGUCAUUGCAGAUGACUGUACCCAGAGUGAAUAUUCCGAGGCUAAAGAAUUGUUUGAGCUUCCAGUGGUGACAAGUGACUGGGUCAGGUUGUCUGUUACAUGCAAGAAACAACUUGACUUGACGUUGUUUAGUCCAGACGAGGUGAUCUUUAGUGGAGUGAUAGCUUGUUGUUCUCAGUUGAAACCAGACGAUACUAACGCUCUUUGGGCGAUGUUAACAGCCAAAGGAGGAAGAUGUCGACAGACCUUGGAUAAACAAUGCACUCACCUCAUUACUGGAGACAAACACGGGGCUAAAUAUGAAGAAGCAAUUAAACAUGGAGGAGCCAUUAAAAUCGUAUGUCCAGACUGGGUAACAGAUUCUUUGGAAAAGAAGGAACGACAAGAUGAAGCACUCUAUCACCCUAAUCUGCUAAAAUCUCCCACGGACUCAGCAACCCCUCCCUCUACUCCCCCUCCCACCGUCAGGUCCUCCCCCUCAGAGCCAACUCCUAUGGAUAUUGAACAGCAAGAAGAGCAUGCCAAGCAACAGGCGAAACUGAAGUUAAAGGCUCAGGCAUUGCAACAGCAUGGGAGGAUUCAUCAGAAACAGGAAGUGGCCGUCAGUCGUACGCCAGCCAAUCAGGUGAUUGCUCAGCAGCUAGCUGCCGCUGUUUUAGAGAAGAGACUAGCCGUUGAAGAAGGAAGUCACAAGGCCCGAACCUCCGCGUCCCCGGUCACUGCUAAUGCUAAACAAGCUCUGGCCCUAAUGGUCAGCAGUCGUCUACAGGGAACACGACCGAGGCAGAAAUCCCCUGGCCGACCACCCCAGUCUCACAUGUCAAGAUCCCCUGCAGCUAUGCCACCUAUUCCCCACAUGCAGAUACCACCCUUAGGACUGCCGUCGUUUCUGCCACCAGAAAUGCAGCGUAUGGGCAUGCAAAGACCCCUUAGGAACAUCACAAAUAAAGCAGACCAACCCCAAAGUAUCCCGGGAAUGAUGCUUAGCCCAAACAAGAUGAACCAAAGGAUGCCAUUUAAUGCUGCCAUUCCCCCCGGACACAGACCUCCCCCACCUCGUUAUGUUCCUCCUCCUAUGGGUCAGUCCCGCCCACCAAUAUCGAUGCCAACUACAUACUGGGGUCAUGAUCCUUCAGAUAAUUUGCCACCAGAAAUGUGCCUGUUAGGGUGUGUGUUUUACAUCACAGACUACUUGAAGAUUGUUGGUCAACCACAAAUUGAUAACUGGAAGAAGGUGAUCGAACAACAUGGCGGCCAAGUAGACCCAGCGUACUCUAACCGUGUCACUCACCUGCUGUGUGCGACGCAACACACGGAUGUCUUCCAUAUAGCUCUGAAGGACCAGCGAAGAGUUGUGACGGCUUUCUGGUUGAAUGAUGUUCUGGUGAAGAAGAAAAUGCUGCCUCCGUGGCAAGCUCUCCAUCUCCCUAUUAUAUACGGAGAGACUAAACCCUGUAACAAUCAGAUUUUGUGUGUAACAAACUUUGACGGAGAGGAACGCCUGAGAAUUAAACAGAUGAUCAAUGCUAUCGGAGCCAAAUACACCGGCUACAUGACUCACGGGAAUUCAGCUAUCAUCUGUGGCAGGUCAGAUGGAAAGAAAUAUGAUAAAGCCAAUGAGUGGAAAAUUCCAGUGGUAAACGUUCAGUGGUUAAGUGACCUAGUUUUAGGACAUCUGGAAGCUCUCAAGUUGCCUGUCAGCCCUAAGUAUCGCUUUCUUGGGCACGAGAACCAGUUUAAUCUAGAUCUGUCAAAAGUGCUCCAUUUAAUGGUUGGAUGGCAGGUUCCCCUGAAAAUUCAAAAGGAGACUUGGAAGAAAUUUAUGCCAAAUCAAAAAGCCAGACAAGCCCAACAAAGUCAAGAGAACGAACUGCACAAGGACAUCAGCGAGCCAGCAGUGAAGAAACAGAAAUUGAGUAUAGAGGAUCCUACCAUUUUGCAGAACGCAACACAACCUGUGAUUAUUUUCACUGGAUUUCCCAAGGGUCAAGUGAAAAAGUUUCAAAUGAUUGUGAGUCAGCUCGGAGGAUUAUCUACAGAGAACCCCAGACUGUGUACACAUCUUGUAGCCCCCUCAUUAUCCAGAACCAUGAAGUUCUUCAUCGCCAUCAAUGUGUGUCAACAUAUCGUCACCCAGGAGUGGAUAGAGGCCUGUAUGGCCCAAGGGACCUUUGUUGAUGAGACACCAUACAAAUUGAGAGAUGCAGCGACAGAGAAAGCUAUGGGAUGUGUUUUAGAUGACUCGUUGAUGCGGGCUCAAACGAAAAAGCUCUUUGAGGGAAUGUCCUUUUACAUAUCUCCGAGUGUUUCGCCACCAUUGUCAGAUCUGAAAAAAAUCGUAGAGGCAGCUGGAGGAAAGGUGUUGAAACAGCGACCAAACUUGCUGACAUUCACAGAGCAUAAAGAUGAAAACGGAAACAUGAAGACAGUGAUGAUCACCUGUGAAAAUGAUGUCAUGUUGUAUAAAGACCUGAUAGCUAAAGAUAUUGCAAUCUACAAUGCUGAGUUCAUUUUGACUGGUGUGAUGAGGCAGACUGUGGACUUCAAAGUAUUUCAGAUAGAUGUUCACUGAUAAUUGAUGUUCACUGAUGGUGGAAGGCAUUUGGUGAAAUCCAUGGAUGUGGUCUCAAUCCGGGAGAGUUUAUGUGUUCUAUGUUCCUUGUAAGAAAACAACGAACUUGGGUGGUACAUGAGCAAGGCAGCAAAAAGUGAUCAUCCCAGAUUUUUAGUUAUAAUUUUGUGUGUGGUGUUGGACGAUAUUGUUUGUUCGGAAUACAGGUCGACAGUUGGUGAAUGAGUUAAGGAGUUUUCACAUUAUACACAUAGUAAACUGCAGUAUCCAGCAGCAAUCAAUGGGAUACAAAUGCUUUGAUCAAUAUGACAUGUAGAGAGUUUCUAGUGCUGUGUUAUAUAAAAUGCUUACUUGAAAUUUUAUCAUAGACUAAGUUUCUGUUGUGAUGCAUGCCAGUUUUUUGACAAUUGAGCAUUAAAUGUGUUUCUUU